UGGAGACAUUGUUUCUUGAGUAUCCUUCUGGACAUAGAUGAAUAUGUAAACAUUAUCAGUGUACAGCAUGAUAGUUUUAUAACGCCAUACCAAGUGUAGUAGAUUUAUUAAGAUAGUGCAUUCCAAAUGAUGAAAUUACUCAUAUGUUUGAAAAUUUGCAAAGUUUGUAAAAGAGUCAGACGUUCCCAUUGUUCUACAUUAUCUUCAAAAUUUCAAAGGGCACAGGCAUUCCACUGUCUUAAACUGUCUUCUUUUAUAGGAGUAUUAUAAUCUUGAUAUAAAUAAGUAGGAAGAUAUCAAACAAAAAUGCACAUGUGGUUAAUUUUAGUACAUUUUGUUACUCAGAAUUUGGGAAAGAAAUUUUGAUUUCAAAGGUGAUUAAAGAGGUCUUCAGCUAUUUUAGGCGUUAGUUCAAGUCGGUUUGGAUCAAUGCCCUUUAUGUGCAGGUUAGCCUCCAGAGCCCUAGAUGUCGCUGUGGCUCCGCGAUGGGCGUGUGUGUGCGUCUCUGUGAUUACAAACUUGAGGGCAGAGAAGCCGAGUGCGGCUGGGGAAUGAUGGCUGAGGAAGAGGAAGAAGCUAAGCACAUCUUGCAGAAAUUACAGGAACUGGUGGAUCAGCUCUAUUCAUUUCGAGAUAGCUAUUUUGAGACACAUAGUGUUGAGGAUGCUGGGCGGAAGCAACAGGAUGUGCGGGAGGAGAUGGAGAAGACCCUGCAGCAGAUGGAGGAAGUAUUGGGUUCUGUCCAGGGCAAGGCACAGGCUCUGAUGCUAACAGGGAAGGCACUGAAUGUGACUCCUGACUAUAGCCCUAAGGCUGAGGAGCUUCUGUCAAAGGCUGUGAAGCUGGAACCUGAGCUGGUGGAAGCCUGGAACCAGCUGGGUGAGGUCUACUGGAAGAAAGGGGAUGUUGCAGCUGCCCACACCUGCUUCUCAGGAGCCCUCACCCAUUGCAAGAACAAAGUCUCCCUGCAAAACUUGUCAAUGGUGCUUCGCCAGUUGCGGACUGACACAGGAGAUGAACAUUCUAACCAUGUCAUGGACAGUGUUCGACAAGCUAAGUUGGCUGUGCAGAUGGAUGUCCUUGAUGGCCGCUCCUGGUAUAUUCUGGGGAAUGCAUACCUUUCUCUAUACUUCAAUACUGGCCAGAACCCUAAGAUCUCCCAACAAGCCCUCAGUGCCUAUGCCCAAGCAGAGAAGGUUGACGGGAAAGCUUCUAGCAAUCCUGACCUUCAUCUGAACAGGGCAACGUUACAUAAAUAUGAAGAGAGUUAUGGGGAGGCCCUGGAGGGCUUUUCUCGGGCUGCAGCACUAGACCCUGCCUGGCCAGAGCCCCAGCAACGAGAGCAACAACUCCUGGAAUUCCUUAAUAGAUUAACCAUCCUCCUGGAAAGCAAGGGAAAGAUGAAGGUGAAAAAGCUACAGAGCAUGCUGGGAAACUUGCGUCCUGCCCACCUAGGCCCCUGUGGUGAUGGUCGCUAUCAAUCAGCCUCUGGGCAGAAGGUGACCCUGCAGCUCAAGCCUCUGAGUGAGCUGAAGCCUGGUGUAAAUAGUGGUGCUGUGGUCCUGGGAAAGGUGGUGUUUAGCCUAACCACAGAGGAGAAAGUCCCCUUUACAUUUGGCCUAGUAGAUUCAGAUGGACCUUGCUAUGCGGUGAUGGUGUAUAAUAUGGUGCAGAGCUGGGGAGUGCUCAUUGGGGACUCCGUAGCCAUCCCUGAGCCUAACUUGCGGCUUCACCAAAUUCAGCACAAAGGAAAGGACUAUUCCUUUUCCAGUAUUCGUGUGGAGACUCCCCUCCUGCUGGUGGUGAAUGGAAAGCCUCAGGGUUCCAGCAGUCAGGCUGCUGCCACAGUGGCCUCUCGACCACAGUGUGAAUGACCUCUCCUGACUUGCAUGCUGAAGAGGGAGUGGAGGCGAGGAUAUACGCUGAAGGCACUCAGCCACUGGACCAGCCACAUCCAAUGACUCUGAGGGGUUUGGGGAGGGAGUAUUUUAAAUGAAGACUUUCCCUUUUCCUGCCCAAUAAGAUAUUUUGUGUCUCCUUUUUUUGUUUUCCUCCCAUCAUGUUCCAGCUCUUUUCAGAGCCACAUGGUCUCAUGAUAUAUCUCUCCUGCCUUUUUUAACUUUUUGACUGCUGUUUUAAGCAAAGAGCUUAGAAUUGGUAGAAGCGUUAGAAUCUUGCCAUGGGACAGGGUCCCCAAGGUUCCUGGUUUUUGUCUCCGUCCUGAGUCUAAUAUGUAUAUAUCAGUUCAGUAUUUAUUGCUAAGGGGAGGGGUGCUUAACUUUUUAAUGGCUUGAUUUUUGAGCAUUUUUUAAGAUUUAAGUUCUUCCCCUUAUUUGGGGCUGGAACAAAAUUAAACUUGUUUCAAAGAAAAAAAUACCAUGUAGUUUGGUUUGCUUUUUUCUCUCCAGGCUUGGAUUCUUGCAUUUAAGAUCUAUUGAAAUAAUACUGUCUAUUUGGUUUUUAUAUAAAAUAGUUUAUUUCUCUCCCAGUUAAAAAAUUUUGGCAAUAGACAGCCCAGGAAUGAAAGCUCCAGAAGGUUGCUGGAGAAACAGUUUCAUUUCAUAUUCUUAUUUUAUCAUCCUUAGAUGUGGUCCUCAUUAUGGUCCAAAGUGGCAGAGCAAUAUUAUUCUAAUAGUGUUUCCUAGGCUGAAAGACCAGAAAAAGCCAUAUAUUUCAUUUCUUCAGGUUCUAGUGAUAUAUUUUAUAAGUUUCUCUCAAUAUUUUCAUGGAAAAAUAAGGAAACAUGAAUGAGAAUUAAUAACCAAUUGAACAGCUGUAAGAUAUUAAUAAUUACAGAUGUAUUUGGAAGACUUCUAGUGAUAUAGCUCAGGUCUUUCUCCUUGGUACAGUCCUGUUCAACUCUUGUUCAGUGACUUGAGUAUCAUUGAAAUUUUGUAAAGAAUGUAAAAUACUUCUCAGUGAAUUGAUUACAGUGUUCAAGCCUAUCUAAAGAAGUUAUAUCUAUCUUCUAUAGGUAUAGAAGAUAGAAGUUAUCUUCCAUCUGUCUAAAGAAGUUAUAAAAGUUGAAUGUAACAAGAUAAAUUUUUUUAUUGGUACAUUUUAAUGGAAUUCAUUAUGCUAUAGUCAUACAUGUGCAUAAUGUAAUUUGAUCAAUCUUAUUGCCUAAUACCUCUCCUUCUCCUUCCCUUCUCCACCUGAUCCCCCCUUGAUCUAAUGGUCUCCCUUCUGUUAUUAUUUUUAAUUAGUGCAUUAUAAUUUCAUACAAUAGUGGGAUUCUAGUGGUAUGUUUGUACAUGGAUAUAGCAUAAUUGGUAGAUUUCAUUCCCCAGUACUUCCCCAUGCCUUUUUCUCUUCCCUCCUUCUUGAUCCCCUUUCUAUACUUUAUUGGUCCCCUUUGUGAGAUUCCCAUUUUUUCCUCUCUAACUGCCACCUCAGAGAAAAUACUAGUCCCUUGUCAUUCUGAGUCUGGAUUAUUUCACUUAGUACAAUAUUCUCUAGUUCUAUCCAUUUAUAAGCAGAUGACACAAUUUCAUUCUUCUCAGGCUGAGUAAACCUCCACUGUGUAUAUAUACCAUAUUUCCUUUGUUGAUAGAUACCUAGGCUGGUUCCAUAACUUAGUUAUUGUGGAUUGUGUUGCUCUAAACAUUGGUAUGUAUGUAUUCCUAUUGAAUGCUGAUAUUAGUUUAUCCUUCAAGGAGAAGGAUAAAUGUAUUGUAUGGUGGUUCCAUUCCUAGCCUUUAGAGAAAUGUUCAUACUAUUUACAAAAUGAUUGUAUUAAUUUUCAGUUCUAUCAACAAUAUAUAAGUGUACAUUUUCCCACAUCCUCUCUAGCAUUUAAUAUUGUUUUCUUGAUGCUUGCCAUUCUCACUGGAGUGAGAUAAAAUCUCAGUGUAGUUUUGAUUUGCAUUUCCCUGAUUGCUAAAGAUGUUGAACAUUUUUUCAUAUAUUUGUUGGCCAUUUGUAUGUCCUCGUUUGAGAAAUGUCUGUAUAAGUUAUUUGCCUACUGACUGGGUUAUUUGUUUUUCUGGUGUUACUUUUUUUUUAGUUCUUUAUAUAUCUGGAUAUUAAUCCCUUAUUGGAAGAGUAACUAGCAAAGCUUUUCUCCCAUUCUGUAGGUUCUUUCUUCAUGCUCUUAAUUAUUUUCUUUGCUGUGCAGAAGCUUUUUAAUUUGAUGCCAUCCUUCUUAUUGAUUCUUAUUUUAUUUCCCAAGCAUCAGGAGUCUUAUUAAUUCAAUUCCUGUAUUUUGGAGUAUUGACACUAUGUUUUCUUCUAGCAGUUUCAGUGUUUCUGGUCUAAUUUCUAAACUCACUUUGAAUUGAAUUUUUAUGCAGGGUGAAAGAUAGGACUCUAGUUAUUCUUCUACAUAUAUUCAACAUCAUUUGUUGAAAAGGCUAUCUUUUAUCUAAUGUAUUUUUUUUGGCAUCUUUGUUGAGUAACAAAUGACUGUAUCUUUGUGGAUUUGUUUCUGAGUUUUCUAUUUCAUCCAUUGAUCUUCAUUUCUCUUUUCAUGCCAAACAAUGCUGUUUUUGCUACUGUAGUUAUGUAGUGUAAUUUGAGAUUAGGUGUUGUGAUGCUUUCCAACAUUGCUUUUAUUGCUCAAAAUUGCUUUAGCUAUUCUGGCUUUUUUAUUCUUCUAUAAGAUUUUUAGGACUUUUUUUUUCUAGUUCUGUAAAGAAUGUCAUUGAUAUAUUGAUAGGGAUUGUAUUGGAUCUGUAGAUCACUUUUGAUAAUAAAGCCAUUUUGACAAUUCCAAGAGCAUGUUAGGUCUUUCCAUUUUCUAAGGUCUACUUCAAUUUCUUUCUUUCUUGUUCUGUAAUUUUCAUUGUAGAGGUUUUUUGCCUCUUCAGUUAGAUUUACUCCUGUGUGUGUGUGUGUGUGUGUGUGUGUGUGUGUGUGUGUGAGAGAGAGAGAGAGAGAGAGAGAGAGAGAGAGAGAGAGAGAGAGAGAGAGGUUAUUGUGAAUGAAAUUGUUUUCAUGGUUUCUUUCUCAACAGAUUCAUUAUUAGAAUAAAGGAAAGCUAUGGAUUUUGUAUGUUGAUGUUAUAUCUCACUACUUUGCUGAUUUUUUUUAAUUAGCUUAGAUAUCUAGUAGAAUUUUGGGGAUUUUUAAAAUGGAUCAUGUCAUUAGCAAAUAGAGACAAGUUGUCUUCUUUUUCUUGCCUAAUUUCCCUGACUAGAGUUUCAGGUAUUAUAUUGAAUAGGAAUGAUGAGAGUGGACAUCCUUAAUAAGGUCUUUUGAUUCAUAAGGCUAAGUUUCUGAGGUGAAUCUUCAGAAAGAAGAUAAUCAUGUAUAAAAAUCACUAGGUAUUUUCAUAGAUAAGGCCCAGUCAGUAUGAGUAAUCAGUAUCAUAGAGUUGCUAAAGGACUCUCUGACUAUACCAAGAUAUUUGUGAUAGAGUUUUUAAUAGAGUGUUUGUCUCUCAGAACACAUGGAAUCUUGAAUUUAGUUUCUGCUGUCAAUUUUGAGGUCUCUAGUCAACAAGAGUGAUUAGGAGCUUGUAGGGUUAUAAAAUUGUCUUGAGUAAUAGCUGAAAGCAGCUAGGGAGUAUAGGUUGGUAAACAUUAGAGAUAGGAGAAAUGAGACCUGCUAUGGUUAAUUGUGAUAUGUUCCCUAAAAGCUCAUAUGUGAGAGAGUGCAAGAAAGUUUAGAUGUGGAAUGCUUGGGUUAUGAGACCCUUAACCUAAUUAGUGCAUUAAUCUCCUGAUAGGGGUUAACUGGGUGGUAAAUUGGCAGGUAGGUUGUGGAUGGAGGAGGUGGGUCAUUAAGGGUGUGCAUUUGAGAUAUACAUUUUGUCCUUUUUGAGGGGAGCUCUCUCUGCUUCCUGGUGCCAUGUCCUGAGCUGCUGUCCUUUGCCGCAUUCACCAUAACAUCCUGCUUUACCUUGGAUCCUGUGAAUGGAGUGGUCUACCUGUGAAUUGAGACCUCUUAACACAGUGAGCCCUGAAAUAAACUUUUCCUCCUCUAAUUGUUCUUGUCAGAUCUUUUGGUCACAGACAGCAGCAAAAAAGCUAUGACUAAAAGAAAUUGAUGCUGAGAAGUAGGGUUCUUGCUGAGACUAAUGUAGUUCAGAAACUUUUGGAGCUUUUUGGGAUUUGUGGGAGGAAAGUUUAGCAAUGUAAGCUGGAAAAACUUUAGAAUGUUAUGAGAGGAACUUAAUGGCCAAUUCUGGUGGGAGCUCAAAAGACCAGAAUGCUGAUAGGACUAUAUACAGUAAAGAUUGGGUUCAAGAGUUUUCAGAGAAGAAGGACUCUAUUGGAAAUGGGACUAGAGUCCAUUUGUGUUAUGUUCUGGCUAAGAAGUUGUCUUCAUUUUGCCCAUGUUUUGAGACUUUCUGUGAGGCUAAAUUUGAAGGUGAUGGAUUUCUUAACCUAGCAGAAGAAAUUUCUAGGCAGUAUAGUAUUCAGGAUGUAAUAUUCAUGGAUAUUGCUGGUGGCUUUUAUCCAAGUUUUUUUGUGAUAAUCAGGAGCAGAAAGCAAAGCAGAAAGAUUUGAAAAACUUGCAGCUUGGCCAGAAAACUGUGAGUAAAAGUGGGGUAAGGAAGGUAUGGUUGUUAAAAACAACACAUCCACUACAGAAACACUAAAUACUUUAACCAGAGACAAUAGGAAGGAUGGCUUGAAGGCUUCUCAGGAAUUGGCAAGACCAUAUCCAUUUCAGGUUCAAGGGCAUAAAAAUAAAAAUUCCUUUGAGAAGGAAUAAACCAUUGGAUUUCCCUGCUUGCAGGGAGAAGAUGGUAGGAAGUUGUUACAACAUGCUCAGCCACCGAGGUACUCAGAGGCUGCUGCAGCCUUGGUCCCUGGAGGCUUGGCUACUGCUUGAGAUGGUGGCAGACCUUGGUGUCAACCAUGUGGUGCUGAUUCUACAGAAAUGCAAGAUGCUCCGGUUAAGGGGUCAUGGAUGCUUACACCAAGAUUUCAAAGGAAGGCCUGGGAGGCCAGGCAAAGUGCAGGAGGGUUGGAGUUCCCUUGUGAGGAGGAAGCCGGAGCUGCAGUGGAGACUCCUGAGAUUAAUCUUAAUCUCCUUUGUGGAGGAGAGCUGCAGGAAUCCAUCAGAGGCAAGCUAAGAGAGAGGUCAUGUGGGCUGUCAUGCGCUUAGGAUGCCAUGUGCUUCAGAUGCUGGACAUGGAAAUGUAGGACUUGUUUGCCCAUCUGGAUUUCAGUCUUGUUUUGGUCCCAUCCCCUCUUUCUAUGCCUCUGUUUCUUCACAUGGAAAUGCUUACUCUGUGCCUUUAUAUAUUGGAUGUAUGUAACUUGCUUUUGAUAUUUACAGCUCAUUUUGAGAGUUUGCCUUGAGUCUCAAAGGAGACAUUGUACUUGGAAUUUUGGGCAAUGCUAGAACUGUUAAGAAUCAGAUUAAAUGUUUCUUAACAGUUCUAGCAUUUAAUCUGAUUCCUGGGAAUCAGAUUAAAUGUAUUUUUCACUGUGAGAUGGACGUGAGUUUUAGGGGGCCAGGGGUGGAGUGUUAUGGUUUACCUAUGAGGUAUGUGCCAAAAGCUUGUGUGAGACAAUGCAAUAAAUUUUAGAGGUGAAAUGUGUAUGGAAAAUGACAAAUCCCAAAAUAGUGUGGUCUGGGAAGAGGGAGUGAGAAAGAAGGCCAAACAUUGAUAACAUUGAUCCUUUCCCAAUACCUCCCUUCCCAGUGACAAAGACCGUCCCUGGGAAGGAGAUAUCCAUCAAAUCUAAAAUGUCAGUGUCUGGGAGGAAGCCAAAGCAUUGAUCCUUCCCCAAAUCAAUCCCAGUGACAGUACAACAGGACCCCCAAGGGACAGAGAUAAGCAUUGAAUGCUGACCUCCAGACCCUCCAUUCUUCCCCAAGUAAAAACAUUGUCCAGUAAAAACAAAUUUCAAAUUCUCACAACCUGUUUCCUGAGUACCCAAACUGAUAUGCUUUGUCAAUAAUUAAGUCACCUCUCAGUGUAGCAUAUAUAAGCACAGAUUCCUCCUUUGGCUAGUGACUCAUUAUCCAUUGGGAAAGUAUGUCCACCAGAUGCAUGACUCCACUGCUGAAUAAAAGCUUUGCUGAUCUGGGAAGUUUGCACUGGGCUUGGUUAUGAUUUUGGGUUAUGAGAAUCUUGACCUAAUCAGUGCAUUAAUCCUCUGAGAGGGAUUAACUGAAUGUGAGGCAGCAGGGUUGGUCAUUGGGGGGCAUGUCUUAAGGAUACAUAUUUGUGUCCUUGUUGAGGGGAGCUCUCUUUAUGCUUUUUGGUGCCAUGUCCUGAGCCACUUUCCUCCUUCACACCUUUUCAUCAUGAUGUUCUGCCUCAUUUUGGGCUCAAAGCAAAGGAGUCAGCCAUCUAUGGACUGAGAUUUCUGAAACUGAGACCCAAUAUAAAUUUUUGCUCCUCUAAUUGUUAUUGUCAGGUCUUUAGUCAGCAAUGAAAUAACUGAUUAAAAUAUGGCCCAAUAACUGUUUUCCUUUUACUGAAGUCCUGAGAUGAUUUGACACACUCAUUUUAGGGCCAGAGAUAAAAAAAUGAUCAGUAGGUACUAACCUGAGAGAAGCAGUAUGUAAAAAACAGAAAAGUAUGCAAAAUAUGUAAGAAUGGAUUCAAGAAUAAUGAGAAUACUGUGGAAUAUUUAACUAUUAUUCAUGGUAAUGAGACUGUUGGACAUGGGAAAAUUUCAGUUCAACAUAAGAAAGUUACUGUUGAAACUAUCAAAAUCUAAACUGCGCUGCUUUAGGAGAUGUGAAUUCUUUUUGAAAUGAAGACUACUGGAUAUAUUAUUGAGCACAUUGAAUGAGAUUCCUAUAUCUGGAAAUAGUUGACUUAAGAUUACUUUCAGUUCUAAUGUUUUAUGACUUAGUGGAUCUUAUUUCUGUCCUUUACAACUCUUGACUUGUUGCUCAGACUAGUGAAGACUAGUUGGCUGAGUAUUAAUCUUCCAGUUAGGUUGAAUGUAUUUCCAGACUAAACUAUGAACAAAGAGACCCUCAGAAACACAUUUGGAUCUCUGUAAGUCAAGAACUUACUGUUUUCUCCUAAGGCUCUAGACUUUGAGUAUCUUAUCAACACACUUAGAAUUUUGAAAUAGAGAACUUUUUAUGUGCAAACAAAGAGAGUUUUUGAAUUAGGUUAUUCUUGGGCUCACAGAGCCUGAAUUUUCUUUAGGACAGAGGAUCAUGCUUAUUUACAUAACCAGUCCUGUCUUAAGAUUAAAGUGAGUUCUAAUGAUACACCAUUCCUUUUUUUUUUCAUUCCUUAUAAGUCCUUAGAUCUGACUCUUCUCUACAUUUGAAAUUUGUGUGCUAAUAUGGAAUGAAUUGAGUAAUAGGAGAGCUCUCACUAAGGUUCUAUCAAGUUUUGGCUAGGUAGCAACUUCAUGUUUCCUAUGGCUUAACAUUCAGUGUGAGAGAAAAAGAUCUUGUGACUAAGCUCAGUGCUCAUUGGUAUCUCCACUGCUAACUAUGUCCGUUCUUCCAGGAAACUCUAUACAUAAUCCUGGGUCUAUUCCUUGAGGCCUCUUUGGUCUGGAAAAUAUUUAGGGAAGGUGACAUCAAAUCCAACAUUUCCUUGAUUCUUAGAGAAACUCUUCUUUGCCUAAUUUUAAAUGUCAAAUUACAAGGUAACAGAUAAUUUAUACAUCAUAAAAUUCUUGUGUCAUAAUUUAAAUUGUAGAGUUUUCUAUUAUAAAGGCCCAAAGGUAAUGGUGCUUCUAUCUAUAGUAUCUUAGAAUUAAAGAAAUACAGAAAUUGUAUUUUGUGGCAGCUGCUCUGUAUCAGGUUCCUUUCUUAUUUUUCUUUAUAUAUGAUGGUCAACUUUCCAUAACAGUUAAUAUGAAUCUACCACAUUAUCUUAAAAUGUCUGCAUAGGAUUCCAGUUAAUGGACAUCAUCAUUUGUUUUAUCAUUCUACUUGGUUGGUUAUUUAUGUUUCAAAAGUUGUGAAUUACACAACACAGUGAACUUUUGGAAGCAUUAAUAUUAGGUAAAUGUUAUGAAAUGAACUUGUUGAUUGGUUAAUGUGCUGAUUUGUAUUCCAUAAAAGAUGUAUCAGUUUAUAUAUCUAUCAACUAUUAUAUAAGAGUGCCUAUUCAUGAAUUGGGAUAUGAUUUUUACAUCUGUUAGGCAAUAUGAUUCUUUGUUGUUUCAAAUUCACAUUCUUUUAUUUUUUACUUUUUUUAUUAGUUGCUGAAGACAAUGAUCUUGACAUAUCAUACAUUUGAUUCAAAUGGGGUAUGAAUUCUCAUUUUUCCACGUGUGCAGAUUGCAGGAUCACAUUGGUUAUACAGCCACGUUUAUAAUGAAUCACUUGUUUGGUACUUAACAAAUUUGAUGUGAAGUGUAAAAAUGGGCAUCUGAGUUUGAGAAGAUUGUAUUAAAAAUGUAGGUAAUAUUUGGGCAAUGAUGUAGCACUUUGUACAUUUUGUAUAGCACAUUUGAUUGUAUUAUACUUAAUUAUAUGAGUUGAACUCUU
This is a messenger RNA of Ictidomys tridecemlineatus (thirteen-lined ground squirrel), 10374 nucleotides long. It is a transcript of the gene Ttc5, whose product is annotated as tetratricopeptide repeat domain 5. The record is from RefSeq and is a predicted model, not a curated record. NCBI's taxonomy places the organism in Eukaryota, Metazoa, Chordata, Mammalia, Rodentia, Sciuridae. Gene Ontology annotation, molecular function: protein binding.